This is a messenger RNA of Lecanosticta acicola, 1679 nucleotides long. The record is from the annotation of a GenBank genome assembly. NCBI's taxonomy places the organism in Eukaryota, Fungi, Ascomycota, Dothideomycetes, Mycosphaerellales, Mycosphaerellaceae.
AUGGGCGAAGCCAAUUAUACAGAGGAACUGUCACAUAAGGUGCGAGACCCCAUAUUGAACCCACCCCUGAUGAGUCCUGAAUGGAGCAAUGGAGGCCAUAGAUCUUCUAUCUAUUCUCCGCAAUAGGCAUGCUGGAAGGAAUAGAAAUACUGGCUGAUGUUCUUCUCUUCGAUCAUGUAUCCUUGUGACAUGAGCUGAUGUUCCGCUUCGACGUCGCAGGCAGGAGGAAUGGAUUUCGUUCCCAUGCACGACAACAUCAGAAUUUUGCACAGAGAGCCACGUCUCUCCGGUUCUGCGUCCGGAUCUGAUAAUGGUACUACGUUGGCAGGCAUCACGCCCCUUUCACCGGCACCCACAUAUGCAGAGACUGGAGCACCGAUCAAUCGGUCGAUGACUGCAGAGGCGAAGAAAGAGUCGAACGCAGGUAUGUGUCUUAUCCUGGGCCAUAAGGUAGCCGAUCGAGCUGCUUUUCCGACCAUACACCUUCGAGCUAUCUGCUAACUCUGUCCGUUGCUGUAGGACUUCGGUGGUCGAGAAUUCGCCGACUACUUAGAGAGCCAUUCUCGGAGUUCAUGGGCACUUUCAUACUCAUAAUGUUCGGAGAUGGCGUCGUUGCGCAAGUCCUUCUCAGUGGCGGCUUAAGUGGUUCAGCAGCAGCCAGAGGCAACUACCAAUCAAUCUCGUGGGGAUGGGGCAUCGGUGUGAUGCUUGGCGUGUACAGUUCGGGUAUUUCUGGAGCCCAUAUCAACCCGGCCGUCACUCUUGCUAAUUGCAUCUUCCGUGAGGUGGGUUCUUUGAUGAAAUCUCGCCCUGAACAAUGCUGAUGCAAAGGCAGUUCCCUUGGAGAAAAUUCCCAGUCUAUAUGCUUGCCCAGGUUCUGGGUGCCAUGUGCGCUGCUGCAGUCGUGUACGGCAAUUACAAGUCGGCGAUUGAUACCUUCGAGGGCGGAGCUGGAAUCCGCACAGUGCCUGGGUAUUCGGAGAACGCGACUGCUGGACUCUUCUGCACGUAUCCAGCUGAGUUCAUGUCCAACACUGGACAGUUCUUUUCGGAGUUCGUUGCCAGCACCUUAUUGAUGUUCCUCAUUUACGCCAUCAAAGAUGACCAUAAUAUUGGAGCGGGAAAGGUACGUUUAGACCGAGCCAUCAAGCGCCAGGACAGCACAGUCACCAGUCGGGAUAGAACUUAGGUGGCGGUCGAUGCUGCAAACGUACUGACGCCUGCACAGUUGACCCCUUUGGCCCUGUUCUUCAUCAUUUUCGGCAUCGGCGCUUGCUUUGGCUGGGAGACGUAAGUACGCCCAUGAUCGGAGCCAUGGCCAUCAUGAGAUAAGCCAAAGUUACUUGCUGACCACCGGGUGUAGUGGCUACGCGAUCAAUCUUGCGCGUGAUUUCGGUCCUCGCCUAGUCUCGUAUAUGGUCGGGUAUGGCCCAGACGUCUGGCGCGCCGGCAACUAUUAUUUCUGGGUUCCCAUGGUGGCUCCAUUCUGCGGCUGCACAUUUGGCGGCUUCCUAUACGAUGUCCUUCUCUUCACGGGCAAGAGCCCAAUCAACACGCCAUACUGGGGUCUUUAUCGCUUCAUUCCAGGCAUGACGAACAAAUACGAUGGCCUCAAGUUCGAGCCAGAGGAUGUGAAAGCAGAUGACGAGGAGAAGCUGCAGAGGCAAAUGUCGGAUUAA